UAAUUUGACCAUUCGAAAUUUAAAUUCAUUUUGUUCCAGAGUCCCGACCCCGCGCGGUUCAGUUUCGAGCACGAGUAGCAUGAGUGCAGGCUCGCGGCUGGCUCGGCUGUUGACGCAAGGGGUUCGAGGAACGCCCGAGGAGACCGGCGGGGACACUCCACGGCGACUCAGCUGGGAGCGGCGAGAAUCAGGCGGCCAGUUGCCGCGGUCAGCCAGCAUCGACUCCAUGGUAGAGGCGGCGAUAUGCGCCCGCCACUCUGAGCCGUGCCAAACGACCCUGCAGCUGCCGGCCAGAGCCGACAGGGCGUUCAGCCUCGCCUCGCCUGUGGUCGGGAGGCGAGCGAAGACACAGAGAGGGCAGGCAGGUUAG
Molecule: messenger RNA, 370 nt
Organism: Manduca sexta (tobacco hornworm)
Lineage: Eukaryota; Metazoa; Arthropoda; Insecta; Lepidoptera; Sphingidae
Exons: 2
Coding region: 80-370 (96 amino acids)
Source: RefSeq, a predicted model, not a curated record